Molecule: messenger RNA, 2529 nt
Organism: Microsporum canis CBS 113480
Lineage: Eukaryota; Fungi; Ascomycota; Eurotiomycetes; Onygenales; Arthrodermataceae
Product: M protein repeat protein
Exons: 3
Coding region: 1-2529 (842 amino acids)
Cellular component (GO): Golgi apparatus; endoplasmic reticulum
Source: RefSeq, a predicted model, not a curated record
AUGUCGGCGUCCAAGUGGAAAGUCGGCUCUUUCUUGCAGCAAGCCGUGGCUGGCGUUGAGUCUCGGCUGGACACCAUCUUAGCUGACAGCGACAGCGAAGCUGCGCAGAAUGCAGACAAGACCGAAAAGCCGGCAGAGAAGCAGCCUGGCCUCAGGGCGGGCAUGCAAACCCCUUCAUCUACGUCUCCAAAUCUCUCGAGGAAUUCUUCAUCCGCCAGAACUAAUGACAGACUCCAGGAACGCCUUGCUCGCGCGAUGGCGAAGCAGGCUGGAGCAGCGAGUGUUACCAGUCCGCCGUCUUCGACCGGUGUACCUUCGCGGACCUCUACUCCUCUUCCAACAGACGGCAGCAGAACGAGUAUUGACAGCUCUGCUGGAAACAUAGACAAAGCUACAGAUGAAACGAAAUCAGAUAGCAAACCCGCUCGCACGAGCCUAGAAGUUACGGCUCAAGGAAGGCAGUCAAACGAAAUACAAUCAAAUGAGCUGGAAACACCAGAAUGCAAAGGAGCUGAGAGAGAUAUAGACCUAUUGAAGGCGAAUUCAAGCCAGCAAUCUCAAGUACCUGAGAUCAGCGUAGCCGAAUCCCGGUCAAACCAUCUUGAAGACUACGAGACGGCUAUGGCGAAACUGCAAGCGGACCAUGAAGCAUCGGAGCUACGAUGGCAGGAGGAGCUGCACAGCUACAUAGAGAAGAUCGAUGCCCUCCAAGCAAAAUUAAAAUAUCUAGCAAGCGAAGCUGUCGAAUCGGCUCGUAAUUCUACGGCUUCUGCAACGCCUGGUACCAUAGAGAAGAAGCUCUCUGAAAAGGAGGAGAAGAUCGCUGUGCUGAUGGAAGAAGGCCAGAAGUGGUCAAAGACCGAGCUGGAGCAUAGGGCUACAAUCAAGAAGCUUCGACAGUAUAUAUCGGAGAGCACCCGGACCCAGGUAGAGCUCAAGAGGCGGAUUGAAAAGGCCGAAAAGGAUCUAAUCCUCGCAAAUGAUCGUGCCAAACGAGCAGAAGCAGCAGAGAAGCGUGCCACGGCCAGUUUAAACAAACAGUCAAGCACGGAAGAAGACUUGGAGUCAGCAGUCGCUGAGCGGAACAUUUUGAAAGCUACGGUCUCUGACCUGAGUUAUCAGCUAUCAAGAGCUUCUGCCAGAGCUGAAGCAGCGGAGAAAAAGGCCGAAGAAGAAGUUAUGCGAAUAGAAAGCCGCCAGGUCUCUGAGCUCAAGGAGGAACUUUCAAGUGCGAAAGUGGAACACGAGCUCAACGAGGAGAACCUUCGACGUGAGAUUCAAGAUCUUACAGAGAGCCUUAGUCGAGAAAAGGAGCGCUCGCGGGCUCAGGAAGUUGAACUUCGUGGAGAACAAUCUGUCUUGGAGAGUAAGAUGGAAAGCCUCCGAGCUCGGGCUGAGGAAGCCUCAUCGAGCGUUACCGGGGAUGCACAGGCCAAACUUCUACGGCAAGUAGAGACUCUACAGACACAAUAUGCCGUGGCAAGUGAUAACUGGCAUGGUAUCGAGACUUCCUUGCUCUCUCGCCUGGCUAGCGUGGAAAAAGAGAGAGACGACAUUGCGAAACGGGAAGGGGACAUGCGCAGGAAAGUCCGCGAAUCUGUUCUAAAAGUUAAACGAGCUGAAGGAGACUCUGAGAACUCUCGUGAGCUUGCUCGUGAGCUGGAGCGAGACCUUGAAGAGAGCCAACACGAGGUAAAACGAUUACAAGCCAAACUAGAAAAGGCAGAAGAAGAACUGUUCGCUGCGCAACAGGACUUGUCAAAGCAAAAGGAGAUACUGGAUGCUACUUGGGCACAACGGCUUGAGGAUGAACGGUCCAAGUGGCAAGAAAAUAUAGCAUCAUCCCCGGCAAUACUUCAAGCUCGCGCAGAGUCAGUUACGCCUAGUCGACGGUCAGAUGUACUCUCCUCCUUGUCUGAAAUUCCACAGAGCCGCAGAUCAUCAACUCUCCCGAAGCUGGAUACUCCCCCCAGACAGAAUUCUUACUCAUCUCUAAAUUCCAACCCCCUCCUCCGUGGCUCUUCUUUACAUGACGCACCAUCUCCUCUAGCCGAUACUGCCUCUAUACAAACCCAGGAGCCCGAUGAUUAUUUUAACGGCGGUCUUACUCCAGCAACUCCCUCGGUACCUGGAACCCAUACUCAACAUUCUCGCGGAGCUCAUGAUGUUGUCUCAGCUUCUACUGUUGCUGCUGGGCCAUCCGUCCAGCUGGUGGAGAGAAUGAGUGCUACGGUUCGUCGUCUUGAAAGUGAACGCGCAGGAUUCAAGGAUGAGUUAGCACGUCUGACUUCCCAGCGUGACGAAGCAAGACGUGAAGUCGUUGAGCUUAUGAAAGAGGUCGAGGAGAAGAGAGUCGGGGAUGAGCAUGUACGAGGACUUGAAGAGAAAGUUCAACAGCUGAACGAGAGAUACCAAACUACUCUUGAAAUGCUCGGUGAGAAGAGUGAGCAAGUAGAGGAGUUAAAGGCUGAUAUUGCCGACUUGAAGGACAUAUAUCGUGACACACUCCAAAAGCAUCUACAACAAUAA